GGCCGGGCCGGGGCCGUGGCCCCAGCCGUGCCCUCCCUCUUCCAGGCCGGCCUGGCCCGGCCCAGCGCCGCGAGAGCCGAAGCAGCGCCCCUACCGCCAGCUUUUCCACCUCCAUCUCCUCCGCCUCCUUCCCCCAGCCACUAGCUCAGUCACAACCGGUUCAGACUGGCCAGGGUGCCCCGCAAAGAAGAGAGAGAGGGGGGGAAAACACUGGGAAUAACUUCCCCAGGAGGAGGAGAACGAGAAGGUGGAGCCCAGAGGAGGGGCCGGCUCCUUCCCUCCAUGUGGCCGCCGCCGCCGCUGCCGCGGGGCUCGGCGGGGGCAGAGGGCGGCGGCUCCAGGGGCAGCGCGUAGCGGGACCGAUUGCCCAAUACUCCGGCAGGGGCCGGGGCCGGGCCCCCGGAUAAAUAGCCGCCCGGCAAGCCCGGAGCUGCAGGGGAGAGCAGCGGCAGCGGUCUUACCCCCGACCACGUUCCCGGGGCACUGCGCCCUGUGCUGCGCCCCGGAGACCCUGCCGAGGCUGGUACUCAGGACCUCCAAAGGAACACUUGCUGAUCUCACAUUACGAUGGAAUAUAAAAAGUCCCCUGAUGGAGGCUGGGGCUGGGUAAUUGUGUUUGUCUCCUUCUGUACUCAGUUUUUGUGCUAUGGAUCUCCGUUAGCUGUUGGCGUCUUAUACGUAGAAUGGCUGGAUGCCUUUGGUGAAGGGAAAGGAAAAACAGCCUGGGUCGGAUCCCUUGCAAGUGGAGUUGGCUUGCUUGCAAGUCCUGUCUGCAGCCUAUGUGUCUCAUCUUUUGGAGCAAGAGCCGUGACGAUCUUCAGUGGCUUCAUGGUAGCAGGAGGCCUCAUGUUGAGCAGUUUUGCCCCCAAUAUCUACUUUCUGUUUUUUUCCUACGGCAUUGUUGUAGGUCUCGGAUGUGGUUUAUUAUACACUGCAACAGUGACCAUUACGUGCCAGUAUUUCGACAGCCGCCGUGGCCUUGCACUUGGCCUGAUUUCAACAGGUUCAAGUGUUGGACUUUUUAUAUAUGCUGCUCUGCAGAGGCUGCUGAUUGAUUUAUAUGGACUGGAUGGAUGCCUGCUGAUUGUGGGUGCUUUAGCUUUAAACAUACUAGCCUGUGGCAGUCUGAUGAGACCCCUCCAGUCCUCUGAUUGCCCUUUGCCUGAAAAAACAGCUCUGGAAAAUAUACCAGAUAGAUACUCAAUUUAUAAAGAAAAAGAAAAGAACCUGGAAGAAAACAUAAACAUUCUUGAAAAGAGCUACUGUGGUGAGGAAACAUGUAAGAGCACUUUAGCCAAUGGUGACUGGAAAUCGGACAGUCUCCUUCAUCAAAACCCAACAACAGCAGCACACACAAAAGAAACUGAAACGUACAAAAAGAAAGUAGCAGAACGGACAUAUUUUUGCAAACAGCUUGCCAAGAGGAAAUGGCAGCUAUAUAAAAACUACUGUGGAGAAACUGUGGCUCUUUUUAAAAACAAAGUAUUUUCAGCCCUCUUCAUUGCCAUCUUUCUUUUCGACAUUGGAGGGUUUCCGCCUUCAUUACUCAUGGAAGAUGUAGCAAGAAGUUCAAAUGUGAAAGAAGAAGAGUUUCUGAUGCCUCUUAUUUCCAUUAUCGGCAUCAUGACAGCAGUUGGUAAACUCCUUUUAGGAAUACUGGCUGACUUCAAGUGGAUUAAUACCUUAUAUCUUUAUGUAGCUACCUUAAUAAUCAUGAGCCUAGCCUUGUGUGCAAUUCCAUUUGCCAAAAGUUACGUCACAUUGGCAUUACUUUCUGGGAUCCUAGGGUUUCUUACUGGUAAUUGGUCCAUCUUUCCAUAUGUGACCACGAAGACUGUGGGAAUUGAAAAAUUAGCUCAUGCCUAUGGGAUAUUAAUGUUCUUUGCUGGACUUGGAAAUAGCCUUGGACCACCAAUUGUUGGUUGGUUUUAUGACUGGACCCAGACCUAUGACAUUGCAUUUUAUUUUAGUGGCUUCUGCGUCCUGCUGGGAGGUCUUAUUUUGCUGCUGGCAGCCUUGCCUUCCUGUGAUACAUGCAAGAAGCAACUCCCCAAGCCGGCUCCCACAACCUUUUUGUACAAAGUUGCCUCUAAUUCCUCUAAUGUUUAGAGGAAUAUUGGAAGGCACUCAAGACUGUUUUUUCAUAGCAAAAUUUCACUGUGGCUGAUUUGAAUGAACUUUUCUUUUUAUAUAUCCUAUUUUCUAUGUACUGUAUAUGUAGCCUCUAUCUCCUGUAUUAUUUUUUUCUCUUUUUCCAAAAAGUGGGACUAUUCUGUUUUGCUAUUAUUAUUCAUGAGUUCUUGACAUUGUGAAAAUUUUGGCCAGCCUCAGAAGUCUUUCUCUGUGUAAAGAAGUAUAAUUUCUCUGCAGGCUCCAUUUAGUUCCAUUUAGGGUAGCCAGAGGGGACUCUUUUUUUAUUUUAAUCUUUUUAAUAUUAUGG
This is a messenger RNA of Phacochoerus africanus (Common warthog), 2440 nucleotides long. It is a transcript of the gene SLC16A9, whose product is annotated as solute carrier family 16 member 9. Gene Ontology annotation, biological process: monocarboxylic acid transport; transmembrane transport. The transcript has 6 exons. The coding region runs from base 568 to 2109 and encodes 513 amino acids. The record is from RefSeq and is a predicted model, not a curated record. Gene Ontology annotation, molecular function: monocarboxylic acid transmembrane transporter activity. NCBI's taxonomy places the organism in Eukaryota, Metazoa, Chordata, Mammalia, Artiodactyla, Suidae.